AUGGGAUGCGAGAUAAGAGGUCGAAGGGCAGGCACGUGUGCUGGACAGACGAAGAUGGUUCGCGGGGACGGGCGCAUAACCUACACCAGGCGCCAUGCCUACCACACCAAGUCCAACAAGGCCAAGGCCGUGAAGACGCCCGGGGGCAAGCUUGUGGCCCACUACCUCAAGAAGUCCGCCAAGGGCGUCCACUGUGCCGACGCCAGCUGCAGCGUCGCUCUCCCGGGGAUAAAGCACAUGCGCCCUAAGGAGUACAAGAACCUUAAGAAGCGCCAAAAGACCGUGUCUCGCGCGUACGGAGGGUCGCUUUGCGCGCCCUGCGUGCGGCAGCGGGUCGUGCGCGCUUUCUUGAUCGAGGAGCAAAAGAUCGUGAAGAAGGUGCUUCUUGAGAAGCAGAAGAAGAAGAAGGCCUAGAUAUUUUCUUGGUCUGGCCGAUCUUCACUUCGUACUGCUUUUCUUCGAAGGAGCGUGACUCCGCCUUGUUGAUCCUCGGUUGCUGUACCUGUCGCUAGCGAACCUGCGGUUCCUUGUGGUGGAACGGGUCGUAGCCGACCAAGGUGCAGAAUUGGGCGAUGCCAACUUGUGACGGUGUCCGGCCGGUAGGCUAGCUCUCGAGAGUUUGCCUUACGCCGUGUGUGCCUCAAAUGGAAAUAAAAAAAUCAUAGACGUCGGAGGUUCGGCGGGACGUGCUUUUUUCCCGUUCCCUCUUUUUCUUUUUCGACGUGCGCGGUCCGUUCGUGAAUCCUGUAUGCGAUGCUUUCACGUGUCGAUGGGAACUGCCUGCAGCAUGCAGCGUUCAGU
This is a messenger RNA of Ectocarpus siliculosus, 801 nucleotides long. Lineage: Eukaryota; Phaeophyceae; Ectocarpales; Ectocarpaceae. The record is from the annotation of a GenBank genome assembly.